AUGCAAAAGUUUAUGAGCUCAGGGUGCGUGUACGGAUUCCUCCAGCUGCGUUCUCUGCUUAUAUUGCAGGACAUUCGUCCCAUGGAGAAUAUUAUGCAGCAUAUCCCAGGAAACCUAUCCUUCCUCACGAAAAUCAGUUCUCUUCCUCAGAAGAGAGUCGUCAGACAAUCUGGGCUGCGGAUGCACCCUCUUGGUUUAGAUCCGACCACCGCUGUUCGGCCAUGGUCGCACCUCAUCAAGCAUGUCGGACAAGUAGUGAUGUUCUGCAACAUGUUGCUACAUCAUCCACCACCUGAUUCUUCUGCGGAGAGUCUCUCGUGGCAAUGUAUGUAG
This is a messenger RNA of Sparassis crispa, 333 nucleotides long. RefSeq lists its product as hypothetical. NCBI's taxonomy places the organism in Eukaryota, Fungi, Basidiomycota, Agaricomycetes, Polyporales, Sparassidaceae. The record is from RefSeq and is a predicted model, not a curated record. Bases 1 to 333 code for a protein of 110 amino acids. The transcript has 2 exons.